UCGUUCUCUGAGAUGUUUGUAAAGUUCCUGGAGAUUGAGUCGACGCCCUCUCUGCCUGCACCGAGGCUUCCAGUUCACGACAUCAAGCCUCUGAGCGCCCCGCCUCCAAGAAGAACCGCCGCUCCUGCCUCCAGCACGGCCACGGGAGCUGCAGCAGCCGGUAGGCGAGCCGGGGACUCGAACCCCUUCCUGGCGCCGCGCUCCGCUGCAGUGCCCCUGCUGGCCAGUUCAGGUUCUGCCGGCUCAGGUGGAGGUCACCUGCUGAUGAAGCCGAUCUCUGACAACCUGCCCACCUUCACACCUGUGCCGGUCUCAGCGGAGGCCAGCGCUGGAGCCGUGCUCAAAGACUUGUUGAAGCAGUGAUCAGAGAGACGCGCUCAUGUUGACACUACACAGACGGAGACUCCUUUAUCAUUCCUACUUAAAGUCUAUAAAGGUUAUUCUGGUGUUUUUAAAUCUGGGACUUUUGGGUCUAAAUGACCGACAGGUAGAAAUGUUUGCAGGUUGUGAUGACAUCAUCUGAACCUGCCGGCUGCAGAAUCAUGAACUGUAGUGAACACGAUUUGAUUUGGUGCUUUCUGUCUAAAAGAAUAUUUUACAGCCGUGAAGCAGAGGACACACUGCACGACUUCACGCCCAUUAGUCAACCAGGUUUUGAGUUAAAUCACUGAAUUUAAAGUCUGGCUAAAUGUCAGCUCGAUGUGCGUCGUCUGUGCUCAUAACGGACCGAUCAGCUGCUCCCGACCGCUCGGAUGAUUUUCUAUCAUGUACACAGUCAGAGCCGAUUUACAGCACACACAAACUGUCAGAGUCUAAAAUCACCAUGGCAACAGCAGGCCUGUUAAUAACUUUUCGUCAUUUGACCCCAAAGAUAAAAACUAAAACAGAUCAGUGUUUUAAAAAUACCAGAUUAACCCAUUAAUGCUCCCUUUGUUUGGGGGGGGGGGGUCAUACUUUUUUUUUUAGGUUUUUACUUUGAGUUACUGUUCUAUGCAUCAGAGUCUCCCUUUACACAUCAGUACCAGUGUUCACACUCAUGUGAACUCACUCAUCACUACUGUCAGGUGCUGACACACGAGUUAAUAAUGUUCAAUGAAGAGACUCCAUGUGCACGAGGGGGGGGGGGCAGUUUGAGCUCGUGGGUCCUUUAGAUUGAAAGCUGCAGAGUAGAUUUUCAUAGAAAGACUUUUUUUGAUCAUAUCUGAAGUUUUUGAUUUGUAUUCAUCGCUCAAGUUCCUCGCACAAGUGAUCUUGUAAAGUGGCGGUGUGCGGCUCCAUGCGUUCAUCAUCCCGUCUCUCUGCAGGAGGAAACACCUCGUGUGUCCUCCACUUUCCAUUCUCUGACCCGCAGCCUUCACUCCUCGUCCUCCCCGAGCUCUUUCUGAUCCAGGACUCUCUGGCAGCAGUCGCCUGUCUGCAGAUUUAUGUGCUUCACUACAUCUGUUAAAAGCAUAAAAAGACUUUUCUGCUAAAUCGUGUCUUUUCCAGACAUCCAGACUGUGAUAUGCAAUAAGCGUUGUAACUGUGGCUGCAGCCUGCGGUCGAUCAGAAGCUGGAGACUGCUCUUAUUUUGAAGUACAGUACUAUUAUAUAGUUCUAUUAUAUAGUUCUAUAUAUAUAUAUAUAUAUAUGUGUGUAAAUGGGUGGGUUUUUCUUAUUUAUGGGCACUGAGGACGUUCUGGAAGUUAAGUGCCUGCAUUUUUUGCUAAUUAGAUGUAAAAUCAGGAUUGUAAAUGGUUAAUAUAAAUAUAUAUAUUUACAAAAAUGUAAAAAAAACUGCACAUUGAAGAAGUUUGACCUGACCAGAGCUGGACAGCGGGACACUGAGCCGCUGGACGUUUUUUAAAGGCAUUGAUCAGCUGCUGCAGCAGGAAUGUUUCAGCGUCUCUCCAGGUGGAUCUAUGAAAUGUUUGAGCUGUCAAUCCUCGCUGUGAAGGAACUUUUGAAAGUGCAACAUUUGAAACUGAGAGGCAUCAAAACAUUCGGAUUACUUUGAUCUUUUCCUGAGGCUAGUACCCUUCACUUCAUUGGAAAUCAAAUAAAGGUACUGCUGACCCCUAA
This is a messenger RNA of Labrus bergylta (ballan wrasse), 2061 nucleotides long. The record is from RefSeq and is a predicted model, not a curated record. Lineage: Eukaryota; Metazoa; Chordata; Actinopteri; Labriformes; Labridae.